Capsella rubella is the source of this 1463-nucleotide messenger RNA. RefSeq names its product double-stranded RNA-binding protein 5. The transcript has 4 exons. NCBI's taxonomy places the organism in Eukaryota, Viridiplantae, Streptophyta, Magnoliopsida, Brassicales, Brassicaceae. The record is from RefSeq and is a predicted model, not a curated record. Gene Ontology annotation, molecular function: double-stranded RNA binding. The coding region runs from base 170 to 1351 and encodes 393 amino acids.
CUCUACUCCUCUCUAUUUAGAACCUUACCAUGUGAGUGAAGAGUUCAAAAACCUCUGCAAACACUCUCUUUUUUUUUUUUAAUCUCUUCUCUCUCUCUCUCUCAUUAAAUCUUACUUUCAAACACUAAAUAGCCAAACUCAGGUACCUUAUUUCAACAGGAAGAACAAAAUGUAUAAGAAUCAACUUCAAGAGCUUGCACAGAGAAGCUGUUUCAACUUACCAUCAUAUACUUGCAUAAGAGAAGGGCCAGAUCAUGCUCCAAGAUUCAAAGCUUCUGUUAACUUCAAUGGUGAGAUAUUUGAGAGCCCCACUUACUGUUCUACUCUCAGACAAGCUGAGCAUGCAGCAGCUGAAGUUUCUCUUAAUGUCCUUUCCUCUAGAGUUCCUUCAAAAUCCUUAACUGCUAAGAUUCUUGAUGAGACAGGGAUAUACAAGAACCUGCUUCAAGAGACAGCACAUAGAGCUGGUCUUGAUCUACCUAUGUACACAAGUGUGAGAUCAGGAUCUUGUCACUACACAGGUUUCUCUUGCACUGUGGAACUUGCUGGGAUGAGGUUUACAGGAGAAUCAGCAAAGACAAAGAAACAAGCUGAGAAAAACGCAGCAAUUGCAGCUUGGUCCUCUUUGAAGAAAAUGUCAAGCUUGGAUUCUCAAGAUGAAGAGAAAGAACAAGAAGCAGUUGCAAGAGUACUCUCAAGAUUUAAACCCAAAGAAGUAAGAAGAAGAGAGACAAGAAACCAAUGGAGAAGAAGAACAAGUCAUCAAGAUACAAACAAGGAUUUGUUGACUGAGAGAUUGAGAUGGAUCCAUUUGUUAACCAAUGAGCCAUCUUCACCAUCAUCAACAACAACAACACAGAAUCAACACAAAAUUCCAAGUUUCAUCUCUCUAAUCCCCCCACCACCACAACCUAAAUCCUCCAAAAUUUUACCAUUUUUAACAAACACCCAAGACAAAUCAUCACAAGAAGCUAAGCCAGAGAAAGAGAUGAUCUUCACAAAGUCGUUUCCUUUACCAAUGGAUGAUCAUAAGGCCACACUCAAUGAAUCAUCAAACAUCUUCAGCAAGCAAACGCCCUUUUCCAACAACGGCAAAUACAGUUUCGUCGGAGGUUGUAGCAUAAACUCUAAUAGACUAGCUCCAGCAGUUCAUAUGAGAUCAGUGAUCCCAGUAUUUUCAGCUCCACCAUCAAAACCGAACCCAUCAUCAAUUCAUGAUUCCACAUCCAUAAACUCUUGUUCUGUUCCAAAUACGGCGGGAUUGAGAGGCCAAGAGAAGAAGAAGAGUUCAAGCUGCGAAAUGAUCAAACUUGGUAUAGAAUCGAGAGUUUCAGAUCAAUCCCAUGAUUAGUUAGCUAAUAAUUUUGAUUAACGGGUUAAUCUGAAAUAAUAUAUUUCCUUGUUAAGUGUUGUUCAGUUGUGUCACAUACUCCAUAAUAGACCAGAAGAAUACGGUUCCGUUU